AAGAUCCAUGUCGACGGAUCAACAGGAGGGUCUUGAUAGAUGUGUAGAGCGGACCCAUCCCAUUCGGGACCUGACGCGACCCCUAUAAGUUAUUAUACGGGGCGGGGCCAAAAUCGCCUUACGAAAAAUUUUAUACGCAGGCAGAGGUGGCCUGCUAUAGAAAUUUUACGUUUUUUUUUUCAUGCAAGCAUAUUAGAUUAGUGUUGAAGUAGUAGCUUGAUUUCUCUAGUCUGCUAGGCUUCAGUUCAAGAAGAUGUUGCACUGCACUUCGGCUAGGAGGACCGGCUGUGCCUUCCAAGAGCUCGGAAGGCAAUGCGCGCACUGUCCGCUCCUUCUUGCAGGUGUGCAUGCCGGACGAAUGGCUGCGUCCUGUGGUCCGUCGGAAGAAGGAGGUGGUUCGUCCUCGUCCAGAGGACUCGCACCACCCCAAAGUGGAGAGCCCAUAGCAAUCGAAAACUGUUGUGCGAUACUUAGAGCUGCUACAACAGGAAACGGAAAGGACAAUAAAAAUUAUGUGUCGUCCUCUGGAGGUACUAGUACAGCGACAGGUGUUCGAAGAGAUAGUGGACAGCUCAGGAGGAUGUUGAAUCGAACUCCAGUAGCCGAACACACGAAUCUUCACAUGACUGCAUCAGCUUCAUCUUCUUGUUCACCGUCUGUGUCUAGUCCGAUGCUGUUCAAGCGGUCUCCUUCCGCAACUACAGUCGUUAGAAAUGAUGUGUCAACUGCUGCUACAACAGCUACAGGUAGUGCAGCUAGAACAGCUUCAGUAUCGCCUGCGCCAACAGGUUACCAUGAUUCGUCUUCUUCGUCAACCGCAUUCAUAGACAAACGCUCGUUUAUUGCAGCAGCACCAACACUCAGACGGAGGGAACAAUAUGCCGAUGCAGACAGUGGUAUUCGUUCGCUCGAAAGCGAGCAUCUCUUCAGCAGAGGCGAUGGUCGGCAACCCGGACAGCAACUACACGUUCAAGUGAGUAAAGUGUUACCUUGUUCUCCAUCUUCAUCAAGUACUUCCUCUUCAUCAAGUAGCACCUUUACUCGAUCUUCUAGCGCAGCUCGUCUUGCAGAAGAUAGAGGUCGUGACGGGGCUCCUACCAAUCCUCGUCCGUGGUGGAGGCGAAUCGUUUUUCGGCCCUGUGACCGUAUCGGGAUGCCACUAAUCCCCGAACAUUCCUCAAAACUCACGAUGGAACGGAUAUUGCGGGACCGUGGGCCGACUUCUUCUCCUCCUGCUUCUAGGAUGAAGAAAGGGAAAACAGAUUCAGAUACCAGAGGAGAAGGAGGAGAAACCAAAAGUCCGCCGUCUUCAUCUGUGGUGAGUGGAGGUGCAUGGGGUACUAGUUCUAGCAGUAGAAUUAGAGUAGCUGAAGAAGAACAAUCUUUUGAACCCAAAAGAAGAGGAGUCGUGAAAAUCAAGAAUCUAGUAGAUGCAAACGCCCUUGAGGAUUUGGAAACGACUGCUGCGUCUUCUGAGGUCUCGGAGUUGUCUUUCGUUUCGGAGGCCGAGUCAGACUCGUCGCCAUUGCCUUACAUGCGUAGAACUAAAAGUGGUCCUGCGAUUGCGUCAGCUAGACCUUCAAAGUCGGACAAUCCCACUCCAUCAUUCGCUAGUGCAACAGUACUACCACCAGACGCAUCUACCAUCACUCAGGUGGAUAGUUCCGCUGCUGCUCCCUCGACUCGUCCCGCAACGCCAUUCUCAGUACGUACAUCUUCCACCGAAGUAGAGGGAGCUUACAUUUCUUUCUACAAGAGGCCACUUCCAGAGUCACUUGUCCUCUUCCGCUCUACUGCAGGACAACAGAAAUUGGCUGAGUGCAUAGCCAAAGAUCAAAGUGCAGCUUUGCAGUACGCGGCCUUGUCGGAACAGUUCUUGACGCAGAGUAAGCCACCCCUUUGCGGUCCGAGCACUAUUGUGAUGGUGCUGAACUCUCUGGCUGUUGAUCCGGGACGCGUCUGGCAGUCCCCUUGGAGGUGGGUGACAGAAGAAAUGCUCUUGAGCUGUUUGCGACUGGUGGGAGAGGAAGAUGCCACUAGCUCUACAACUUGUAGCUCUUCUAGUAAAAAACGCGCGAACCACACAACUCUUUCCUCCUGCUCUAGUAGCAAAACUGGCACGACAAACCUUGAGAUUAUAGGAGAUUCCACACCUUCCCUCUCCUCUUCGAGCCCUUGUGCGAAGACUCCUAAAGUUUACACCUGUGAUUCUUCCGGUGCUUGCUCUCGCGCUUGCGACAGCUUUCGCAAGCGCGUUUCCGAACAAGGCGUGACAAUGGAAGAAUUUGCAUACAUCAGUGAGUGUAAUGGACUCGCAACUUCCGUCAGGUAUGCAGACGAUAAAACCACAAGUUUAGAGGAUUUUAGGAAAGCGUUGCGGGAGUUGUUCGUCGAGUCAGGUAGUACUCCGUCUUCGGAACAAACAACUGGUAAUGCUUCUGUUACAACUGCCGAAACACGAGAAUCAGCAUCAUCUUCCUCUUCCUCAAGUCCACCAUCUCGCUUAGUCGUCUCCUUUUCCCGCGAGCGAUUAGGACAGACGGGUGACGGGCACUAUUCUCCAGUGGGCGCUUACCAUCCAAGCAGUGAUAUGGUGUUGGUUCUAGACGUUGCGCGGUUCAAGUAUCCUCCCUACUGGGUAGAUGUCCAAACUCUUUGGGCUGCAAUGGCGGCACCCGAUCGCAGCACUCGACAGCCGAGAGGUUACUUUCUGUUGCAGGAGAAAACUAGCGACGAGGAACGUGAUCUUCAACAGGCCAUUGCAGGUGAAAAUAGUACUGCAUUGAAGCAACUAAGUGAAAAGGAAGGUUAUCAUCUUGAAGAAAGCAACGUCGGAUCUGAAGAAACAAGCACGAGAUCAGGACAGAACGCCCUUGGCGCCCCUUCUCGAUCAGCUGCACGCGCUUAUGGGCAGUAUUUGAGGCGACGCUUAGUUUCCGAUGCUGAUACGAUGCAGCGCGUAUUUGCGGAGCUUGACAGGCUAGGAGAGACUAGUACGACAGGAGUAAACCGGAUUCAAGAAGUUGAAAGCCACGCCUCUGAAGUGUGGGAUACUAACCAUGCUCGUUGGAGAAGACAUGCUGUGCAACUGCUGUCAUUGGCUUGUAGGGGUGAACAUGCUGCUGCAGCUUUCUCUGAAGAGCUCACUGCGGAAGUACGGAAAAUGCGGCAUUUCUUCAUAGAUGUGAUCUGAUGGCGAAGAUUAAGAUGCGCAUGCGAGUGAACGAGAUAUUAUAGAUCAUGAAGUCUAAAUUAUUGUGAAGGCAGAGCUAGUUUUUUGAGGGAUUAAAGCUGCCCAUGCGCCAAAUUAGUCUACAGCAACAAGGAACAGCUACAUGUGGAUGUGCUUACCCGAUCGUGCCGGAGCCGGGAAGGUUCACUGUAUAUUAGCCAUAUGAAUGGUACUCGCGGCGCGGGGGAAACAACAUAUUGUGUAGCAUGUUAUCGGAGAAAAAUGACUUGAGAGCGUCGCGCAAUCACUUACUCAUCCAACAUCAUGCUCAUGCCAGAAGAAAGCGCCAACUUUUUUCAACGCCUCUCACUCAGUGAUCUUCCACACAACAUUAUGUAAUCCCUACGCUCCUCAUAUCCUCCCCAUGUGCCAAUCGAUUUCAAUCAAUCGAAAUGAGGAAAUCCUCCGGAAAUGUUGAGGUGACGUACUACGUCGUAUUCUAACAAGGCUGUUCUGUUAUAUUCUAGACAUCAUUGUAUUUUUACUAUUUGUUUGAUUGGUACAACUUCAACAUUCUCUGUCACGUUGAGUGGUGCCAAGACAACUAACAAAGGCCCGGGUGAAAGCUGAACUUCAGAUCUACAGAGUGGUUGACUCCAUAUUGACAUUGAGUGGUUUUCAACAUACAGUUCUUCACAAGCAAAUCGUAGUGAUCUAAAAAACGCCUCAAGAAAGGUGUUGUCUUGCACUUGCACGUCUGCGGAUCUGUUCUGGUAUGUGGUUGUAAAGGUAUCGGUCAAAUUCAGAAGUAGUACUAGUUCUUACUAGUAGUGAAAUCGGUCGCCGAGUCGUGGAGUGUAACCGGAUCAACGAGAUGUUAUUGUGUGAAUCCAAAUUAUCGUAGAAGAUAGUUCUCAACCUUGAACCUUGAAUCUCUACCUUAUACGGAAAAAAA
Molecule: messenger RNA, 4127 nt
Organism: Amoebophrya sp. A25
Lineage: Eukaryota; Dinophyceae; Syndiniales; Amoebophryaceae
Source: the annotation of a GenBank genome assembly